AUGGCAGACACAGAUUCACGCCGCGAUUAUGGAGGAGGAGGCGGUGGUAGAGGUGGUGGCUACCGCAAUGACAGGAGAUCAGGAGGCUUCAACAAGCGCAAACGUGGAAGAGAGGACGACGACUUCGACCAAGGCUACCCCAAUCACCGCCCUCGAGGUGAUGCACCACCAGGAACGCGCAUCCGCAAAGGCCUCCUCGAGAUCGCCGAAGACCCCCUCCGUCUCCCACACGAAGUGGCGCAGAACCUCGCCAAGCUCACAGCCGACAACUAUGAGGACGAAUAUGUGAAGGACAUCUUCGCCACCGUCGCACUCAAGCUCAUCGUCGAACAGCCCUUUAAGAUCCCCUUUGUGGCCGCAGUAGUGCUGUAUGCCAAUGCAGAAAAUGCCGAGGUUGCCAGGGAUGCUAUUGCGAAGACUGUGCCGCGCCUGCAGGAGUAUUUGGAGGCUGGGCAGUGGAGGGAAUUCAAGCUUGUCCUGAGGUUUCUGGCAUGUUUGAGCCCACUGUAUGAGGAGGAUGCAAUCUCGCCGAUCUUGGAUCAGUUGUUCGAUCGUGCGGUGGAUCUGCAGACGGCUUCGCAGGACGAUACACUCGGUCUAGAGUUGAUCAAGGUCAUCUUGCUUACCGUCCCAUACCUGCUAGCCGCCAACAACGACGAGACCUUACGACAGACUGUGAGUGACCUACUCAGUCGCACGGACAUUGUGGCGUCCACGCAGAGCCCGAUCGAGCCGCUUGUCGAUCCUUACCCGGACAAUAAUGCCCAAGAUGAGAAGGCGAUGCCUUGCGCAAGCACCAUCUCCAUGCUGCAGCGUCAGCUCCAGGAAGAAGAGGCAAAUGGCUGGCCUCUGAAAUGUAUCCCGCGUGUUUACGACCCCACACUGAAGCCCGUCAAAGCUAAUGGCGACGGCGACCUCGAGAUCGAAGCGAAUGGCAACGGCGAGACCAAAACACCUACCAAGCACACUUUCCCAGGCAUCAUAGUGCCAGCGACUGUCAAUACCGGCCCACGAGCACUGUUCCCGGAUCUGUACUUCUCCCUCUACGCCGACCAGGAGGUCGAGUCCGUGCCACCAACCACCAACAUCGCCAGCUGUAUCGUGCGCGACGCCAUCGUUGACACAAUCAACAUCCUCGACUUCAACCGCAACGCCACGGCUCGCUUCCUGAACGAGAUAGACUGCUAUUGGGCACCAGACACUUUCGUUAAACGCUCUACCGCCUUCGACAAGCUGCGCGACAUACAGGCAGCGGGCAAGCCGACAUGGAAACCCGAGGACGUCGCUAUCGAUGCCAUCUUCUCACAGGUCUUUCAGCUACCCACCCCUGAGCAUCGACUAGUCUACUACCAUUCCCUGAUCACAGAGUCCUGCAAGAUCUCUCCAGGUGCUGUCGCACCUAGUCUUGGUCGUGCGAUCAGGUUCCUGUUCCGCAGUGUGGAUACCAUGGAUAUGGAGCUCGGGUAUCGUUUCAUGGAUUGGUUCGCUCAUCAUCUGAGUAAUUUCGAGUUCAGAUGGAAGUGGGCUGAGUGGAUCCCCGAGCUGACUCUCUCCGACCUCACACCCAAGAAGGCCUUCAUACUCGGCACACUGGAGAAAGAAAUCCAACUCUCCUUCGCCAAACGCGUCCGCGAUACGCUGCCCGAAGACUACCACCCUCUCAUCCCCACGAGCAAAGAGAACGAGGUCCCAAAAUUCAAGUACGAUGACGAGAACACACCUUACGCCAAAGAAGGCCGCGAGGUCUUGACUAUGCUGAAGAAGAAAGCUCCGGAGGCCGAUGUCCAGACUGUAUUGGACAUCGUCCGCGAUCAGGCCCUCGCUCACGGUAUCGAAGAUCCACUGGUCCCGAUUAUGGACAUCUAUAUGACGUCCAUCCUCUCCAUCGGUUCGAAGAGCUUAUCGCACGUCCUUUCCACCAUCGACCGCUGCAAAGACCGCCUACUAGCCGUCGGCCCACAAUCCGAAGCCGCGCGCCGUCAAAUCAUCACCUCUGUUAUGAACUUCUGGGCCGAUCACCCAGGCACAGCGGUGAAUCUCGUCGACAAACUCCUGAACUACACCAUCGUCACACCCAUGUCCGUAAUCCAAUGGGCACUCCAAGACCACAUGGAUCGUGGGCGUGCUCUCGCGAACCUUCGGACUUAUGAGCUGGUGUUCCUCACCAUGUUCAAAGUCACGAAUCGUGUCCGUCAGGUCGUGCGGGAAAGGAAUAAUAUGACUUUACCUUACUCCCAGCGUCAACAAAUUGAUGAGGCGCUGCCGAGGGAGAGGGAGGGCAUGAGGGAUCUUUUCGCCGCUAUUGAGGAUGCGGUAACGGGUGUGGCGGCUGGGGCGCAGGAUGAGAUGGUGGAGAGGUUCGAGGGUGGGGAGGCAGAGGAGGAGCUGGUGAAGAGGUGGGGGGUGAGGUGGACGAGGGUGUGGAAGAGGAAGAAUGCUGUUGAGGAGGCGGUGGUGGGGGAGGGUUUUAUUGGGGAGUUGGUCGAGGGGGAGCUGGAGUUGGAUGUUGUUGGGCAGGAGGAGGAGGCGGCGGUGGGAGAAGAGUAUGGGGAUAUGGAUCAGGUUGCUUGA
Messenger RNA from Recurvomyces mirabilis, 2571 nucleotides. RefSeq names its product Nuclear cap-binding protein subunit 1 (gene cbc1). Gene Ontology annotation, biological process: mRNA export from nucleus; nuclear-transcribed mRNA catabolic process, nonsense-mediated decay. The record is from RefSeq and is a predicted model, not a curated record. The transcript has 3 exons. Gene Ontology annotation, molecular function: RNA cap binding; mRNA binding. Lineage: Eukaryota; Fungi; Ascomycota; Dothideomycetes; Mycosphaerellales; Teratosphaeriaceae. Gene Ontology annotation, cellular component: nucleus; nuclear cap binding complex. Bases 1 to 2571 code for a protein of 856 amino acids.